Pteropus alecto (black flying fox) is the source of this 1721-nucleotide messenger RNA. RefSeq names its product family with sequence similarity 3 member A (gene FAM3A). NCBI's taxonomy places the organism in Eukaryota, Metazoa, Chordata, Mammalia, Chiroptera, Pteropodidae. The record is from RefSeq and is a predicted model, not a curated record. Bases 252 to 986 code for a protein of 244 amino acids. The transcript is spliced from 10 exons.
GAGGCACCCCACUAGUUUAUGGCAGGGGUGGCGCCCGAGGGCUGUGGCCCCGCCCUGAGCCGCCAUUGCGGGGCCUGCGGGGCCUGUGGGGCCGUUUUUCCAUAGCUUUCUUGUCUCUUGUCGCGGAGCAGAGCGGGGCGGCCAGCCUAACAGGGGUGCCUCGGACUGAGCGCGCAUCUUCCCACGGCCAGAGCGCACGGUCCCCAAACAGUACUCCUGCCGGCGGCCCCAACCCAGCCGGAGAGGUGGACAUGAGGUUGGCAGGCCCCUUCCGAAUCGUGGCCCUGAUUGUCACCGUGGGCGUCACCUGGAUCGCACUGAGCAUCCUCCUGGGUGGGCCCGGCAGCCGCUUUCCUCGCAUCCAGCAACUCUUCACCAGCCCAGAGAGCUCAGUGACCGCAGAGCCGCGGGCCAGGAAGUACAAAUGUGGGCUGCCCCAGCCAUGUCCUGAAGAGCACCUGGCCUUCCGCAUGGUCAGCGGGGCUGCCAAUGUCAUCGGACCCAAGAUCUGCCUCGAGGACAAGAUGCUCAUGAGCAGUGUCAAAGACAAUGUGGGCCGUGGACUGAACAUCGCUCUGGUGAAUGGGGUCAGCGGUGAACUCAUCGAGGCCCGGGCCUUUGACAUGUGGGCAGGAGAUGUCAACGACCUGCUGAAGUUUAUUCGGCCACUGCAUGAAGGCACCCUGGUGUUUGUGGCAUCCUACGACGACCCAGCUACCAAGAUGAAUGAAGAGACCAGAAAGCUUUUCAGCGAUCUAGGCAGCAAGAACGUCAAGGACCUGGCCUUCCGGGAUAGCUGGGUGUUCGUGGGGGCCAAGGGCGUGCAGAACAAGAGCCCCUUUGAGCAGGUGAGAGAAUCAAGGAGCCAAGACAGACAGAGGGGCGAGUGCCGCAACAGUGCACGGUCGAUUGAUACUGGCCCCAGAGGAUUGAAAACUCUGUCCCCUGCGCCUGAAGGCCGAGGCUGUAACUCCCUGCUCCCCUGACCCCCACAGCACGUGAAGAACAGUAAGCACACCAAUAAGUACGAAGGCUGGCCCGAGGCGCUGGAGAUGGAGGGCUGCAUCCCAAGGCGGACCGUGGCCAGCUAGCCGGCUGAGCGCGAGGACCAGGCUAAGGGAGGCUGUGUGUGCGCCUGGCCCACGAGGCGGGAGUGGCAGCGGCGCGAGCACAGGGCCGAGGCCCGACCCCACGCCCAGCCAGGGGUGCUUUCUUGUCCCAAUACAUCAGGGACCCAAGGUGAUGACUGGUGACCGGAACGGGACUGGCGGUGGGGGCUCCAAGGGCCAGCCCCACCGCUCUUUGUCAGGGGAGCCCAGGUACUUAUCUCUUGUUCUAAAGCUGCUUCCCCGGUCAGCCCCCACCCAAUUCCCAAGCACCCCCAGCCGCAAGGCCCUGGGUGCUCGCCCCUCACUGCAUAGCCAGCUACUUGGGGCAUCUUCCAGAAGCUCCCCAGCCCAGAGCCGCUCACUGCUCUGUGAGCUGGUCCUGUUUCCAGUGUGAUUCCUUCUGGUGAGCCACACCUGGUGGCUGUGGCAGAGGACCUGGCCGCCUCCUGCCCCAUUCUGCAGGAAGGGGAUGCUUUGGAGCCUGGCGGGCUGGGGCGGCAAGGUAACAAGCCCGGUCACAGUCCCUAGUGCACCGGGUGGCGGCUUCUGCGGUUUAUCAGAGAGCCCACCUUCUAGAUGAAUUCAAUAAAUUGGUGACCCCAGUGGAAUGAA